This is a messenger RNA of Thyridium curvatum, 894 nucleotides long. RefSeq lists its product as uncharacterized. The transcript has 3 exons. NCBI's taxonomy places the organism in Eukaryota, Fungi, Ascomycota, Sordariomycetes, Thyridiales, Thyridiaceae. Gene Ontology annotation, molecular function: zinc ion binding; oxidoreductase activity, acting on single donors with incorporation of molecular oxygen; ferrous iron binding. The coding region runs from base 1 to 894 and encodes 297 amino acids. The record is from RefSeq and is a predicted model, not a curated record.
AUGCCCGCUAGAACACCCGUAUAUUAUCUCAGCCAUGGAGGCCCCAAUGUCAUGUAUGACGUGGACCAUCCCGUUUACCCCGUCCUCCAAAAUAUCGGCAAGGAGAUCACCCAAAAGGUCAAGCCCAAGGCCAUUGUCGUCUUCUCCGCACACUGGCAGGCUGGCCGCGAUACCAUCCAGGUAAAUGCGGCAGAAAAGACGGAUCUGAUUUACGAUUUCUAUGGCUUCCCGGACGAGUACUACAAAGCAGAGUACCCCAACAAAGGCAGUCCCGAGCUCGCCAUGAAGAUUCUUGGUCUCUUGACCGAAGCCGGUAUCAAAGCCGAAGGGGUGAAGCGCGGCCUUGACCACGGUGUUUGGUGCGGUUUCCAUGCUGGUGAGUCGCAAUGCACCCUUGAUUUCUUUUGCCCCUUCCCUCGCCAUUCGCCGCUGAACAUCGAGAUAGCCUUCCACCCGGAGCGCAACCCUCUCAAUGUGCCCAUUGUCCAAGUUUCACUCUUUGGCAACGAGGACCCGGAUGCUCACUAUCGGCUCGGACAGGCGGUGGCCAGUCUCCGGGAUGAGGGCAUCGUCAUCGUCGGGGCUGGCAUGAGCGUCCACAAUCUCCGGGACUUCCGCUUCACGAUGGGCAGCAAGAAGCCCAUGCCAUAUGCCGUCUCCUUCGAUAACGCGCUCAAGGAAGCCGUCGAGGUCGACCCAGCCCAGAGGCAGAAGACCAUGUCGGAUCUUCUCAAGCGUCCGGAUGCCAGACAAGCACAUCCUACGAUGGACCACCUUCUUCCGGUCCACAUCGCUGCCGGAGCUGCCGGGCAGGACAAUGGCAAGCAGACGUGGACCAUGCCGGAGGGCAGCAUGGCCUGGGCACAAUACCGCUUCGGUAAUGUGCCUGCAUGA